AUGCGAGGUAAUAAUGUCUUCCUCGGCCUCUGGCUUACAAUGGCUAGUCUCUCUAGAGCAAUUCAUAACCCGAUCAUAUCAGGGUGGAAUCCCGAUCCCUCCAUCCUUCGGGUUCAAGAUGAUUACUAUAUCGCUACAUCCAGCUUUGAGUAUUUCCCUGGAAUACCCAUUUACAAAAGUCGUGAUUUGUCGAACUGGACGCUGAUAUCACACGCUUUUGCACAACCCGACCAACUUCAGCUCUAUGGCACACCUACAGGAGCAGGCGCUUGGGCACCUUCACUGGCACAUUUUGACGGAAGAUUCUGGAUUGCUUCCAUGACGCGUUGGACAUACGAUCCAGUCGCCAGAGUAUGGCCGCGCGUAUUCUUUGCAUCGUCUGUCGACUUGAUUCAUUGGUCCGAGCUUACUUGGGCUGAUCCGUGGGGAAUUGAUCCAGAACUGUUCAGAGACCCCCUCUCUAGAAAGACAUACCUGAAUCUCAUGGCACCAAAUAACAACCAGGACCGACUUUGGGGCAUUUACCAAUGCGAGAUCAGCCUUCAAGAUGGUAGUUGUGGAACUGAUGAUCAGCACCGCUCGACUAUCGCCAGGAGCCGGUCAGCGGAAGGCCCCUUUGAGGCCGGGCCAAACAACCCUCUUCUAUUCAACGGGGCGUAUGGCUUCGAUAAUUUGACUGUACAGUCUACAGGACAUGCUACAAUGGUGGAUACGCCAUCGGGUGAAUGGUAUGCAGCUUUCUUGGCUCGAAGGAAGAUUAAUGGAAGCUCUCCGUUGGGUCGAGAAACUUUUCUCACGAGUGUCACCUGGAAAGACGGAUGGCCAAUAUUCAACGAUGGGAAUCCGAUUCUCCUGAGCAAAGAGGUCGGGCCGGUGACUGGCAAACGCCGCAUUCCGGAUCCAUUCGUCGAAGACUUUUCUCGCCAGAAGAUGGAUCCAGGGUGGUACCAAUUGAGAACUCCGUAUACUAAGAACUUUAAUGUGCGCAGAGGUAGUCUCGAGCUGAGACCGAAUGUGUUCAGCUUGAGCGACAGAGACACACCUGCAGCCCUCCUCCGAAAGCAGAAAUCCCUCAACAUGACGUUUUCAGCAGAGCUAUUGGGUUUCAGUGGGACGCUGGGGCCGAGAAAUCAAGUCGGAAUCUCUUCGUAUCUCUCCGAGUUUCAGCAUCAGGACAUUGGAGUUACCGCAUGCGCGAAUGCUACUGGCCUGUGCCUUUAUACGGAGCUUCGGCAGAAUCAGACACUACAGUAUCAUCAAGUUCCCCUCAACACCUCAAGCUUGAAAGAGCCACUCAUGUUGCACAUACGCGCCACUCCGCUCCGUUACCAAUUUGGUUACAGUUUAGGCAAUGCUGUUCAGCCAAAAUACAUAACUGAGAUUGACUCAUCAUGGCAGGCAUUCGCUCCGGCAAACUUUUUUGUCUUCUCGGGCGCUUCAUUUGCCAUCUUUGCAACGGGACUUGGAGAACCUUGGCCUCGCGAUGGGCCGGUCGUCGGGUUCAAGCAAGUCACUGAGACAUAUUACGAGGAGAAUAUCCCGGACUACGAUGUCUGGGAUAAAGAGUAA
Trichoderma virens Gv29-8 is the source of this 1569-nucleotide messenger RNA. RefSeq names its product glycoside hydrolase family 43 protein. Gene Ontology annotation, biological process: carbohydrate metabolic process. The transcript is spliced from 6 exons. Gene Ontology annotation, molecular function: hydrolase activity, hydrolyzing O-glycosyl compounds. NCBI's taxonomy places the organism in Eukaryota, Fungi, Ascomycota, Sordariomycetes, Hypocreales, Hypocreaceae. Bases 1 to 1569 code for a protein of 522 amino acids. The record is from RefSeq and is a predicted model, not a curated record.